AUGAGCCAGAUUCCGUCAGGACUGUCGCGUCUUAAAACCCCAAGUAGAAUUGUUAAACCGGUUCAAGGUGGCGGUGUAGGUGCCGGAUCUCAACCUUCAGCUCCUUCAGUAAAACCACGUGGAUCUGUUUCUAAUUCUUCUCAGGCAGGAUCGUCUACAGUACAACCAAGAACUAGUCCUACGGGGGCUAAACUUGGCCAGACUUCAAGUGGAGUAACUCGACGAGGAAUGCCAACCAGCGACAAUGGCAAAUUGAGCGCAAGCCGUGAGCGCUUGGUGAGUCCACGGGGAUCUCUAACUGGAGCAGAAGUUGCUCAACCGAGACUUCCUUCAAGAGAGAAUUCUCAAACAAGACUGCAGUACAGAAGAGAGAGUUCUAGUUCUAGUUUACGCGGAGCUUCAUCUAGAGCUAAUGGUGCUCCCGCUAUAAGAAGACGUGGCGAAAUUUCUCGAGCGCCUUCGGAAAGUCAAAGUCAAACUGCGCCUGUUGACCCGUCGAAUUCAAAUCUACUCAGCUUGUUCAAACUAGGAGAUCGGGUGUUAGUAGGAAACUCGAAUCCUGGCUCUAUAGCUUUUAUUGGACAGACAAAAUUUGCCAAGGGUGAUUGGGCUGGAGUAGUUCUUGACGAGUGCGUCGGCAAAAAUAAUGGAAGUGUUCAAGGGGUGCGUUAUUUUGAAUGCGAUGCGGGUCAUGGGAUAUUUACAAAGCUUGAGAAACUCACUAAAAUUAACCAAAUCGACGGUAGGAGAACUUCAACGAGUGAUGUUAAAGUUGAGAAAAAGAAAGCUAACUUAGAAAUUGGCGACCGUGUCGUUGUAAGCGGUUCGAAACAUGGUGUAGUUCGGUAUCUUGGAGAAACUGGAUUUGCUAAGGGAGAAUGGGCUGGUAUUGAACUAGACGAGCCACUGGGGAAAAACGAUGGUGCUGUCGCUGGAACAAGGUAAAAUGUGUUCUGUUUAAUGUUUGGAAAUUAAAACUAAACAGGUGUGUCUUUUCUACAGAUGAUUAAAGACGGAGAGUUUUAAACUCGCAGAAUUUUUGUAUAGAUGUUGAUAUUGAAUUCUAUAGCACAAUAAAUGUUUAAUACAAUUGUGGUUAAUUUUAGAUUUAAAUGAUGACUCUUGGAAACAUCUUGGUUUUCGAACGAUGCAUCAUUAGUUCAAUACAUCACGUGUUUGUUACUGAUGCCACGUCGGCUGAAAUUACAGUUACGUUUGGCAUUUCACUUUCGUGAGCAAAAAUUUAUCAUAGUUAUAUGUGGAACGCGGUGACUUUAUCAUUUUGGAAUGGUGGCUUUUAUAUUACCGGUUGAAUACUUAAUUUUUGAAACAUUCCCUCAGGCAUUGGAUUGAGUUUGAAUUUAAAAUUAUAAUUGUUUCUAAGCGCAUCAUUUUUACUAGAAGCUAGUUGUUUAUAAUUGCCCAUUUAUAAACUAAUUCAUGAUUAGUAGAAAGACAUUUAGAAAUUUUAUUUUCGUCUAUAUGUGCGACACAUAAGGUAUUGAGUACGGUAUAGCAUGUUGUCUGAAAAUUUGGCAGAGCACCAGGAGAACAUUUUUCGAAAUCUUUUGGUAAAUUAUAAGCACAUUUGGAUCUCCCAUAAUUAUAUUUAUCACUGACAUGUGGAAAAUGUUGAUGAAGGGAAUUACUAAGGUCAUUUCAGUGUUAUUUUUUGAAAGGCACAGAUACAGCCUUUAAGUGUGCCAGAAUCAGUGGGGAAAAAAAACAAAACAAAAAAACAGUGGUUUUUUUCUUACAAUAUGGUGCUGCAAAUAGUAACAUGCAGCACAGCCAGACUACCUGCAGCAUAGAUUAGAUAUCAUGACACAAAAAAUAAAAUUGGGCUGUGAAUAUUUCAUCAGCCAGUUUUUUAAUAUAGUAGUAAUUUUGGAGGACGUUGUCUUUGUUAAAACAUCUAGAACAUUAAUCUGAUAUUGAACCUGCACUCAGAUGUUUGUCAAACUGUGGCUUUUGUGGUUAUGUAAUAGAAGUAUAAAUUUUGAAAUAAAGGAAGGAGGUCCCUUUCCUCUUUAUCAUUUGAAUAGUUUUAAUCUGGAAUGUUGCUGAUUUCUUGGGUUAGCUAGCAUUUCUUUAUAGUGCAUCAAACGUAAUGCAGUAAAUAAGCUUAGGUGACAUCUUGUCAGUGAAUGAAUACAUAAUUUAAAAGUAAAUGAGUAUAGGAACCCCUUUUGAUAUUGAGAUUUCACUCAAUCAUCUUUUUUUCUUUCCUUAUAUCCAUCCUUCGAUUACUUUCAUGCAAUGUUCUCUUCCAAUUAAAAAAAUCCAAAUACAAAAAGCCAUUUAUUUUUAAUUUAUCAAAUUCAACCCAUCAAUUUUACAGUUUAAGUUUUUAUUUUAUUUUGUUUUGAUCAUUGGUGAUUCUAGAAUAAUUAAAAAAAAAAAAAAGAAAAGAGAAAAAAAAUGUUAUGUCUGAACCUAAGAGUGACUAGAAAUUUAGUAAUUUCUUUCUACAGUAUCACAUCUGAAUCAAACACUGAGAUCAUGAGAGCAUAGAAGCUGAUUGCUUAUUCAAGAAAGCUCUUGAUUGUUAAAUAAAUUCUCCUUAUCAGUACCAAGGAAAUGUAUAAACAAGAGUAUAGAGAAUAUGCAUACUGUGUUAUGGUGUAAAGGGUUAAGUUACAAGGAAGAUACAUAGGUUGCCAAAAGGCUCUGUCUCUGUCAUGGAUAGUAAGCACAUUUUUAUGGAACAAGGGCCUUUUCAAUGACAAGAUUCUGAUCUUUCAACUCUUUUAAAGGAGAGAGUGACAGCUUUUACUAGUUUCACAUCUUCUCACUCUUGGACAAAUAUCGUUCCUGAAUUAUGGAUUUUUCAGAACUUGUCUUGAAUGAUGUAGUGUGCUUUAUUAACUCAGAUAAAAAUGCACGGAGAAUUUAAUGGCUGUUUGUUUACAGCUGAUACUUUUCUGUGUCAGAGAAUUAACCCUUUACAUCCUAACGUCAUCAUGCAUAUUGUCCAUACUGUUCUCUAUACUUUUCCUAGGUUCUAGCAAGGAGAAUUUGUGAAACCAUCUAGAGCUUCAUUAGUUGCUGAGCAUUUCUUACAUUCUCUUGCCUUAAACAUUUGAUUGGAGGGAUAGAUUGUAAAGAGAAAUUAGAACCUUGUCACUCUCAAGGAUUUAAUCUUCAAACUUUUGUUUCCAUUUAAGUCUGACACUGAUGUUCCAUUUUAUGCACAAAGGAUUUGUUGUACUUGUGGCUAACUGCUCUUCUGUUUCCUUCAAGAUAUUUCCAGUGUGAGCCUAACUUUGGACUGUUUGCUCCACUACAUAAAGUUGCUAUUUCAAGUUUACCUCUACCACCAAGACUUCAACCGCAGCCACCUCAAGGAAAUGAUGUACAGAACUCCUUGGGUGCACUUGGAAGUAACAGUUCUAUUAAUUCAGUUUCUUCAACCCUCAGUGAAUCCUCCUCUACCCCUAAGCCAUCUACAUUAAGUACCUCACAGGUAAUAAUUGAGUUUUACUGACACUAAAGGCAAUAAUUCAUUUUGAUGUGAAUUGUUAAGUCGUUACAUAAGAGAAAGGACAAGAAAAGAGAAGGGAAUAAAUGAUGAACAUAAAAAAAACCAUCUGGAAAUAAAAGAUAAUUUGGUUUUAUCAAUUAGAUUGAUAAUGUAGAUUGGCCACCCUUGAGAGUUUCUAAUGCUGUUUCCCUCUGACAAAGGACUAAUGCUUGAAAUGUCGGCUUUAGAACUGACUCUUUACAAGAGCCAAUUUACAUCAUAAGAUCAGUUCAUAAUACCAAAUUAUCUUGUAAUUUCCUGAACAGAUGCACCACCAUAAGAGUUUCUUCAGAAACUUUGCCCUUUUAUUCACCUGGAAACAUAAUCUAAAAGCAAUAUUUACCCAUUCUGGCUACCUUUUUGCAAUCAACAAAUUAUGAUACUGUUUAUAUUUUGUUUGCAACAGAUUAUUUCAAGCCCUGAACCAGAGGUGUCUGAAGUUAAAUCAUCACCACCCCCAUCAGGGCUCACCCAGUCUCCUGCAUCAUCUGGUGUGGUGACAUCGCAAUUGGUGGCUUUGCAGGUUAUUAACUUUCUUAUUUGCUCAAUUUGCUUGUUUGAUAACUGGGAGAUACAGUGGUUUAAUGUUUAGUGCUGUGGACUGGGAACAAAGAGGGCUUGGUUCUUAGAGGACUGCUCUUCACCUUUAAGUAUAAAUAGAUAACAACAAACUGAUGAAAACAUAAACCACAACAAUUUUAAUCUGUUUUUGGCUCUAAAGAGAUUUUCUCAAUCAAGGAUCAAAUUGAGCCUAUCACGGUUGUUAGAGGUAGUCUUAUUAAAAUGAAACAUUCCUUUAUCAAUUGACAAAUGACCAGUAAACCUUGGUAACUGACAGAGACUAGCAGUAUUGGGAAAUAUCACCAUCUGCAGUUGCAGUGACCAGACUAUGAGACCAUCAUUAACAUAAAGUAUUGCUAAGUAUAAAAUUAAUGCACUUCACAUCAGGAAAAAAAAACCCAUUCUGGUUAACAAUGUGUGUACAACAAACUCUUAUAAUUACUUUUCUGAUUUUCUGAAAUGAAAUCAGCACAUAUUUGCUUUGAAUUACCCAAGCAAGCUCCUAAGAACUGUUUUUUACUAAGUCUGUGUAAUAGUUUGUAUGGCCUAACCUAAAAUAUUUCGCACACAAAGAAAAGUGUCACUUUUAAAUGUUAGAAUGCCUGAGUUAACUUUGAUGAACCUAAGACUUCUUAAUUCUUAUACAUGGGAUAAAAACUUAACAGCAUGUUGUUUUUCAGACAUCUACCGUAAUGAGAGAUAUUUCAGGUUAUAUUGUUAAAAAAAAGGAGGUAAGAGAAACUCUAAAAAGGUAAAUAAACUUAAUAGAAAAAUUUUAUCAACUGUUAAUAAUAAAGGUAAUAAUAAACUGUGUGGUAAGAACAUGUUCUUGGUGACCAGUCAAACAGUGGGCUGUUAAAAUCUAAAUUUUAAUGGUUAAAGCUUAACUAAGCUUGUGCAGAAAAAAUUUACUCUCACUGAUGAUCAUGUGAUAGGUGAAAUUUGUGCCAGAAGUCUGUCUUCAACUCCUAUGGGUGACCAAGACAGAAUUUCUCUGUACAAUACCAAUACAAUAUUGAGCAGUUAUUGCAGACAGUAAAGAGAAUUACUAAUGAGAUCAUAGCAAGUGAAAGGGUUAGCAUUCAUAUUUGGUAAAAUACAUAAAUUUACUUACUAGAGGGCCAACACAAACACUCAUGUUGAAAUUAAAAUCUAUUCAUUUAGUAGUUACUGGUCAUUUAUUAAUGGCUGUAAUAUAUAAAUGAUAAAUGCAAGAUGCUGUUCUUUUGAAACAGUAUCACUGAAUUUAGAAAUGUAAAUGAAAUGUAAAUGAAAUGUAACAAACCCUUCAAAUUGUUGAUGUAUCUUGCUGAAAAAAUUAUGGGCAAUUUAUAAUGGCUAAAAUGAAUUUUUUUUAACAAAUGGGUAUUAAUCAAAGGUGGAAAAAAAUCCACUAAAUAUCAAUUUUUUUUUCAUGCUAGUGCUUCCUGGACUAAAUGAUUGUUUAUAAACCUUUUGACCCCUAAAAGUGACCAGCAUUUAAUUUCUCCUCACAAGAUCACCACUGAAUCAAACAUCAAGGUCAUGAGAAUAAAGGAAAUGAUCAUCAACUAAGCUCUUGAUUGUUAAACAAAUUCUCCUUGUCAGUUUAUUAGGAAAUGUAUAGUGAACAGUAUGGAGAAUAUGUAGACUGAUUUAGGGGUGAAAAGAGUUAAGUGACAGUGUGAAACAAAGUGAGUAAAUUUGUGACCUGAAAUUGGAUUUAACUAACUAAUAGGAAGCACUGGAGGAUAGAGAGAAGCAAAUCCAGUCCCUACUGGCAGAUAGAGAGUUUGAACGAGCAGAAGUUGCCAAUGCCACAAGUCAAGUUACUAAGGUAUUAUGCUGUGGUGGAGAUUUCUCAGUUGUAUCUCAGUUAACAGUGUUCUUUCUCUUCUUGUGUGUCCUGUUUGAGAGGUCUCUGGGUUUGUUUUCAGGACUUGACAACUGUGCAAGGCUCUUCUGUUUUAACAUCUCUUUACAAAAAUUUCAAAGCUUUUUAUUGAUUAUGGUAUAAUUUCAGCAACUGUUCUUUGUGAGCAAAACCCUUUACAAUAUUCCUUAAAUUGCUGGUUUUGGUGUGGUGCUAUUGAUGCAAUUCUGUGCAAACUUUGAUGAAUUUUUUAAAAGAUUUUAACCCCUUUUUCCUUGAAAUGAAUUUUCAUUUUAUUAGCAUAAUUUCUUUGUUAACUACACGAUUCAUGUAGACAGACUUGGUUAACUUAAAUUUCAUGAUUCAAGCUCUUGAAUUUGAAAUGGGAGAAAUGUGAUAGUAUUCCUCAAAGACUUCAACCCUAAGCUAAUGCUUUGAUUCAUUGCAGGUUGAGGAAGAAGUUGGCAAGCUAAAGGAAAAACACAAUGAGGUAUUGUACAGUACAUGGUGAAUGAUUGUAUAUAGCAGGGUUGUUGCUUAGAAAUUAGGCUGUUGACAGAAAUUUCAAGUCAAGUGACUUGAAUGGUAUUAUCAAGUUAUUUUGUUUAGUGAUCUUAAAGAACAUUGAAACAUGUUUGACUUGCAUGUAUACAGGCUAUUCUUGAGAAAGAAAAGAGCAUCAGUGAACUUCAGAGCUUACUUGAAACAUCAAAUAAAGAAAAGGAUGACCUCCAGUCACAGCUGGAAGAAGAGAAAAGGUAAAAGUCGAAUUCAGGAGUUCAACUGUGUUUGAUCGAAUUAUGGUCAAGUCGCCGAUGGUUUAACUUGCCAAUGCCAACUCGCUGACAUAUAAAAUCGAGUAGAGAUGUUGGCAAGUUGGUCUUCAAUCCAGUACAACUCAUGAGAAGUUAAACAUAUAGAAAAGUAAAAGAUCUUUAGUAAAAAAACAAUUUUUUUUCUUCCAACAAAGUUUAUAAGGAUCUAAUGGUGAAUAAAGCAAGGUAAACAUUGCCAAUGACUAUGAAAGAUUUAGAAAUGAACAAGUUAUUGUUUGAAAACAACACUGUAAAGACUCAUCUUGUCAAUUGGUCAGAUUUUAAAGAAAACUUGGCUUUCUAGACAAGAUAUUAAGUAAAAAACAAUUCUUUUUAUUUCCAACAAAGUUUAUAAGGAUCUCAAGGCAAAUAAGCAAGGUGAACAUUGCCAAUGACCAAAAAAGCUUUAGAUGUGAAUGAUCUAGUUAUUGUGUGACAACAACUCUUUAAAGACUCAUCAUAAUCUGUCAGAUUGAAUAAAAAUUGGCUUUCUAGACAAGAUCUUUGGUAAAAAACAACUAUUUUUAUUUCCAACAAAGCUUAUAAGGAUCUCAAGGUGAAUAAAGUAAGGUAAACAUCACCAAUGACCGAAAAAGCUUUAGACGUGAACGAGUUAUUGUGUCACAACCAGCGUCAUUCUAGAUUCACACUUAGGUAGCUCACUUUUGAAGGUGUCUACAUUUGGUCCAUCUUAAUACCAGGCUAUGCUGGUGAACAAAAAACAUUUUCUAAACGCUUGGUGUUGGCGAGUUGAACCGUUAGCGACCUGACUGGAUACUGUUUGAUCAAUUAACCCUUUAAUGUCAGAGGUCUGAUUGUUAAUUCUCCCAUCAAAUUGCUACACAUUUCCUUGUAAUUUAGUUAUGAGAAUCAGUGUCCGAUCAAGAUAACAACUUCUACCUGAUAAGUUGAGUAUUCUCAUGACCUGUUUGUUGGACAAUGUAUGGAGAAGUUGCAUGUUAACCACUUCUGGGAGUUAAAAGGUUGACCAGGAAAGCUCAUCACUAAUUACUACCAUUACACGAUCAUUGGCUGAAAUUAAGUUAUUUACUGUUAUUCAUGUUUAUACAGGAAGGUGGAAGAUUUACAAUUUAAAUUAGAGGAAGAGGAGAUUACUCUUGGAGAUGAACUUAAGGUAUAUCACCUUCUUUGUGAUUUAAACAUGGUAUUUGCUGAGAAAUUUUCAGGAUCCUUUUUUUGCCUUCCCCUUGAAGUUUUAGAAAGGUGAUUACCAAUAGUCACAAUCAUAGAACAUCUGAGGUUCUGAUCUACUUGUCAUGUAUGUUAGCAAAGCUGUGCUCUGACAAAGAAUCACCAGGCCUGAAAAAGAGAAAGUCUGAGAGCUGUUGUCUCAGAUAUUUGUAGUGCUUACUAGGUCUUAAAAGCUUCCAUGAAAGUAGUGCCCUCCAAGUUACCUGCCUUAAAACAUUUAUGUCUUUUAGUUUUAUCAGGACUGAUUGUAUCAUGAAUGAUAUCAUCUUAUGCAGAGUUCUGUAAAAUCAUAUAUUGAAUUUUUCUGGUCGUCAGAUUGAGCAGAAAGAAAUUGAAACACUUGAGAUUGAACUAAAAGAAAAGGUUGCCUCACUUUCCAGAAUAAAGGAAGAGCUUGAAACAACACAGGUAUGGUUUAUUCUUUCACAGUUGGGAACUUAUGUUGAAAUAAUGUUGGAGUUAUGUUCAGAGCAAUCUUCUAUUGAGUGUCAUAAAAACCAAACCCAGAGUAAUUGCAUCAGCCUAUCGGAGGAAAGGAAAAUACACAGAGUAGCCAUUGAGAGCUCAAAGUAAAAACAAGUAAAAACUGGGAAAAUGUGGGUAACAAAGUUAUGACUGGUUUUAGUUUUGUAUCUGAUUGAUUGAAAUAGUGGUGCAAGAUUUUUGGACCAAUCACUGAGAGCAGUAAAGCAAGACCAAUGCAAUCCAGAACUGCUUUUGACACCCGAUUGAAAAUGGCUCCAUGUGGAAUAUGGUUAAGUGGCCUAUGAUACACUUGCAUGCAUUUGUUGAUGAUCAGUUUCCACAUUUUUUUUUUCCAGACUGAAAAAAGCACAGCAUUAUCAAAAAUUACAGAAUUAGAGAGUGCUUUGUCUGAAUCAAAUACUUUAGUUUCAAAUUUGCGGACAUCAGUCAGUGAUUCUGAUAGCAAGAUCAGAGAACUGGAGGCAACACUGUUUGCAAAGCAAGAGGAGCAUUCCGGUGAUGCCAGCAUAAGAGAACAGCAGCUCAGAGAGAAUUCUGAAAGGAUCAGUGCUUUGGCAAAGGAUAUAGAGGAACAUGCUAAGAUCAAGACAGGUCUUGAUAGUGAGAUUAAAAUCCUGGUAAGUGUAGCUUUUGUUUCAUCUUAUAAAUUAUCAUAUGCUCAGUAUAGUGUAAUAUGUUUUAAAAACAGUGUGGUUAGAUUUGUGCAUAAAUGUACCUAAAUAAUUCUUUAAACAGAAAUCAUCUUUGUGUCGUUUAGCCUUGUGAGUAAACAGUGUUCUUGAGCACCAAAAGUGGAAGCUGCGAAAAUACUCCUCUGAUUGCUUGUUAAGUAAAUGCUGGCCAAUUUCUUUCUUUGGAUGGACAAGAAGACAGAUAUUGGUUUGUUUUGACAACAUUAUUUUUGUUGCAGAAAUCAGAACUUGUGAGGUCAAAGGAAGAGAAUGAAACUUUGCAAAAAGAGAUCAAUGGUAAGAAGUGCUUCUUUUUUCAUUUUUUUUAUUAAAUAUCAAAAGUGAAGUAUGUUUCCCAACAUAUGUAUGGGAAGUGAUAGGUGCAUUGGAAAAGGGCAGGCCCAUCCAGUGUAGGUAAAUGUGAAAUCUUCAUUUAUUUCCAAGGUCUCAGGUCAGCAUUUUCUCACAUCUUCAAAUCAAAUUGUAGAUCUUACAGGAAAGCUCCACCACAAGGAAGAUGAAUUUUCUUCCCUAUGCAGUGAGCUUCAAGUGAUCAAGGACACAACGCUUGGUAAAUAAUGAUAGAUUUAGAUAUUUUUAUCUAGAGCAGAAAAUAGAAAAAGGUGGAAAAUGUUGUGUUGGUGUACAUAACACCACUGGGUAAAUUUAGGACACUGUGAAUACUCAAGAAAUAUUUGAAGUAAAUUUCAACCAAUGUGAGAGGUGCCAGAGGGAGUUGAGCAUGGUAUUACAGGGAUUUCAAUAGCUUUUUUCAUAAGCAGCUGCCAAUGUUGAGGUGUGGAAUGAACCAUGCAAAUAAUGUUUAUUUGUCUUCUUCUUCAUGGCUGUAAAGAACUUCAAAAACAGCUUCAUUUAAGUGAAGUCAGGUCAGAGAAUCUUGCUGCAGACAAAGCUAAAUUGGUUAGUAUACAUUUGAAUGCAUUCUCUUUUGAUUCUACAUGUAGUAUUGAUGGUAAUACCACUGCGAUGUAAUAUGGCUUGGGUGCUUGAGGGAAAUGUUUUAGAGUGUUAUGUUUGUAUAUAUGUUUGUAUUAGGUUCCUGUCAAAUUUCUUUCUAUUACUUUUAAUUAACUUCUUUUCUAGGCUGUUUUUGUAACUUGCAGCUGUCUGUUUUCUCUCAUAAUGCUUUGGGAUGAGAUUGCCAUAGUUAUCAUGUCACCAAAGAACCCCUGCAAUAUUCUGUUCAUUUGAUAUGGAUUAACCUUUUAACUCCCAAGAUCUGACUGUUGAUUCUCCCCUCCAGCUGCUAAUCAUUUCCUUGUAAAUAAGUUACUAGAACUUGGUGUUAGAUCCAGAUGACAACUUUUACCCGAUACAUUUGAGUAUUCUCAUUACCUCAUUACCAUUGACCUGUUUGCUGUACAAUGCAUGAAUAUUGUAGGGAGAAGUUACUUGUUAAUCACUUCUGGGAGUUAGAGGGUUAAGGUUUCUUCAAAGUAUUAUUUCUGUUAUUAAAGUUUAUACUUUUUUAUCAUGGAAUUAAUCUGUGCCACAUGAAAAGGCACUCAAUACCUUUUUUAGUUCCCCACGUUUUUGUCCUUGUUCUUCCUAUUUUGUGGAGAACCCUUUUAUCACCAUUGGUUCCCUUGUAUUUGGUUCACUCCAAUAUCUGACUGUUGGUUCUUCCUAUAGCUGCUACAUAUUUCCUUGUUAAUCAGUUACAAGAGUCUGGUGUCAGUUAGUUUAAGUAUUCUCAUUACCUGUUUGCUGGAUAGUGUAUGGGUAUUAUUGAGAGAAGCUACAUGUUGAUCAUUUCUGGGCUGAUGAAAAGGGCUCACACACAGGAGUUUUGUAUUAAGAGAGUUCAGCCUGAUUUUAUAUGUAAAAUAUUCAGGUCUUGUAAGUUUUUGAAAACAAAUGGCCAGUCUACUGUUAUGGAAGUUAUCGAGUCAUCAAAAUCUUUCCAUUUUGUCCACAGCCUUUCUUGAUUCAGAAGUGGCCAUAUUAAUUAAGUUUACAAUACCUGAUAUCCCUCAGCUGAUGGCUGGGUUCUUUUGUAUAUUCAACCCUUUGAAUCCAAGAUCUGAUUGUUAAUUCUCCCCUCCAGCUGCUACAAAUCUCCUUUUAAAUUAGUUAUGAGAAUUUGGUUAUGGAUAAAAAUAACAUUUACCAGUUUGUUAGAUACUGUUUGGAUAUUAUAGGAAGAACUUGCAUGUUAAUCACUUCUGGAAGUUAAAAAGGUUAAAAAGUGGUAUUCUUAAAUUCAUUGCAUCAAAUUUUUAAUAAGUCUUUUAAUUUGUCUUUUAAUGAAGUGCCCAGCAUUUUAUAACAAUGUUACACUAUAUUUGUGUUUUCUAAUUCUGCACCUUGUGAAGUUCUAAUGUAGCAACAAUAAGUCACUUUAUGGCUUCGUCAACCUUGUAAUGCAUAAUUUAUGAUCACUUCAUAAUGGCCCUCUUUUCACCCAGAAAAUCUAGGAACUAGGUGUGGUUUGUACUCCUUUGUGUGGUCUCACCACAGUAAGCAAACCACUUUGGUUUAGUAGGAAUUCAAAUUCAGUUCUUUCUUGUGCUUUUAAAGAACUCUGUUCUUUAAAUUAUGUAGAUUUCUGUGUCCCUUCAGAUUCAAAUGCUGAGAGCUACAACCCACUCAGAUGGAGAAAGAAAAUAUUUUGUUUGUCGUGCAAUCUUUGUUGUUUUCUGCUUACAAUUAAACAUUUUUUUCUGUUGAAAUGACACUUCUGAAGGAGUAAUAUGAAAAGCCAGAACUAUUUUCAAACAGUUAAUUAGCAAAAUUAAAUAUCACCUGAGUGUUUCAUUUCAAAUUCUCCUACAGGAGUCCCAAAUUGCUGAAUUGGCAAAGAAUUCCGGUGAUAGUUCACAAAAGCUGGUUUACCUCAAUGAACAACUCAGAGAAAAGGACAGGUAACAUGUCGGCUCGCAAACCAGACUGGAUCUCUUACCUAAGGCCUGUGAAGAAUUUGCUCUUCACAGCUUGCCAAGAGUCUAGUUGCCAUCCCAUUUUGUCCAAAAGUUUAAGAUUACCUGCAGUGCCAAGUUGUUUUGUUUGGUGUAUUUCAGUUUUGUGAUGUCAUUGUGGUAUGCAGUACCUGUCUGCUAUGUUUGUCCUAUUUCCUUUUCAAAAACUUUACACUUUUUCAAUAUGAAGCAAAGUAAAACUUCUCUUUUCAACAGAAAUGCACUGCAUAUACUGAGACGUGUUUAUCCAAGUCAGCUCAAGGCCGGUUUUUGUUAGUUAUAAGUUUGUUCAGAAAGCAUUUGGUGGAAAGAAAUGAUAAAUGCAGACUUUCAGAUGCACUUAAAACAUUCACUGAAUCAGUUUUUCUGUUAAUUUAUCGUCAUUCAUUUAACCCUUUCACUUUUAAGAUUGCAAAACUAAUUCUCAUUACAUCUCUUCCGAUAUUAUUUUUGAAGAUGUGGAGUUUAAUCAAACAGUUUCCACUAUAAUAUCAUUUUUUGUAUUUGGUUUACCUUUCUAAUUGGCAAUAUUUGGAUAACAUAGGAAUAGGAAGAAAUUGCUUCACGGCCACCCCUGUUAAUUCUUUGGAAACUGACCCCUUUUAAGUGUCAAUCUGUCAGGCUCUCUGUAUGUCAGUCCUUCUGUCUUUUUGUGUUUGUCAUUUGGUCAAACAUUCAGUCAAAAUAUGUCAGCCUUUUUAGCACCACAUCAGAAUUUCUAGUGCACUUUCAUUUGCUAUUGCAUACUUGGAUGAAUUCUUUUGGCCUGUCUCUGUACUUGCUUGGCUACAUCAGAAACAUGGAAGUUAUAAAUGUUAUUUUUACCAGUGCUGGGCACAUACUUAAUACUUUUAACAAUUUUUCUGGUUUGUAAUCUCUAGUUUUUCUGAGUGAUGUUCACUGGAAUAUCUGUUGUAAUUUUGUUUCACUUGUCGUCAAUCUUCCUUACCCUUGCAUGUAUCCAUCUUGGAAAUCAGUUCUUAUUUUCUUUUGGAAUGAAUUUUUGAACAAACUGCAUAUGAAAAAUAUACAUAAUUUUUUUGUGGUGAAGUGGUUUAGAUCAGAAUGUUUUCUCUGUAGGACUUUGGAUAAAUUGAAAUCUUCCUCAGCUGAAGCUCAAGUCCAGAUUGGCAGGCUGACAGAAGAUCUUGCACGGGCAAAGGUGGGCCUAGUUAUGCUGUUUGAUACAAUAACUGAGAUACUAUAAGCCCCCUGAAUGGCCAGUUUUGAUGUUUUAUAAAAUAACUAAAAUACUACAACCUCCCUGGUUGGUCAAAAACCUUUCAUUCAUUCCACUGGUAAACCCAUAGUUAUUUUAUAAAAGGAACAGACUGCAUUUUCUAUUGAUUUACCAGCGUAAUGGGCAUUUGGAAUGUUAGGAGAACACUUGAAAAGUUUUGUGUUCCCUCAACAUUCUACAUUGGUCAUUUUGCUAAUAAACCAGUAGAGAGUGCAGCCUACUAUUGAAAUAUGAGUUCUACCUUAAAAGUGCAUAAGUGUCAUUUAUAUUUAACUCACCUUUGAACAGUAAUGGGUUUAAAAGAGUAAAACAGGCCUGGUGUUCUCUAACAGUCAGUGAAUACAUUCAACUGUUUAACUAGGGGGGGAAUACAGGUUCCUUUCAUGCAAUUUAGGAAACUGGGCUGUUUCAUUAGGCAGGGUAAGUAUGGUUCUCAGUUCAAAUUAGAAAAAUUAUCAGCUGGCUUAGCCAGCUCUGACAUCUGCCCAUUUAUAGUUUGUGUAAAAAAAACUUAGAUCAGAUGCUGUGCUAAGAUAAAUGAGUAAAUUGUGAAAAAGUAGAUAAAGUAAGGAACUCAAGGUUAAUUUUUUGUCUUUGAAUUUGAUUUAUCUUCUAUCAGGAGCAACAUGAUAAAAAUGUGCUGGAGAUAAAGAAAUCCCACCAAGAUCAGACCUUAGCUACAGAUAAAAUGGUACAAAACCUGGUAAGUUAUGGUGAAGUUGUGAUAGUUUUAUUUUCUGUAGCAUUUUCAUUGCUGGUCAGGGAAACCAGAUUAUAUCCUCUUCAGAUGAAUUGAAUAUUUAAGUAGUACAUUUGCACAUCAGAAUUCACAAAUUGUUUCUCCUCAUAGAAAUCUGAGCUUGAGCAAAACUUAAAAAAUACUGAAGAUAUGCAAAGUGCACAUCAAGCCAAAUUGCAGGUAGGUAUUUUUUUUUUAAUAGAGCCAUGGAGUUGUUUUAGUGCCUUGUGUUUUCUUAAGCUGCGGUUUUGACAUUAUCUGAGUCUAAGUUCCUUGUUUCAUUGUGUUUCAGGAUCUUAUGCAAGCCAAGGAUACUGAGUAUUCAGCUGUGGAGGAGCAAAUGAAACAAAAAAUUAAAGAGAUAACCUCGCUUACUCAAGAGCUGAACAAGUUGAAAACUUUACAGCAGGAGACUCUAAAGGAGAACACAGAAUUGUCUGGAGUAAAGGUAAACCAAUUUGGAUGUUGCAAAUAUCUGUUCAUACAGCAUCUUGCUCAGCUCAAUCUAGGCAUAUUACAUGCUGAACUGUCAAUUUCCCUAACUUUCUAUUUUAUUUUUGAAAUGAAAGUAAAAUUUGCAUUUUAAAACACCAACUUUUUCUCUCCCAAGAUCUCACUAGUAAUUCUCUGUAACUGUCUGCAGUACAAUUCUAAUGAUCUUAGUUUGGAGAAUUUGGUAUUGAAUUAAUUAAGAAUCCCCUAGUUGAUAUUUUUCUCGUCACCUGUCUGCUUGAUAUUGUAUUGAUAUUGUAAGGAGAAAUUAUGUCUCGGUCACUCAUGGGAGUUGAAGGGUUAAGUUGAACUAUUGUGAGAUGUGUGGGACAAAUAAAAAGCUUGGGUUCCCUGUGAGAGGGUGAGCACUAGCUAACCGAUGUUUUGCUGUGAAUGCUCCAAUAACUGAGGUACAAAGUUUUGGUGAGCUGGACCAUUUACUUCAAUCACAUAUGACAAGAGUCUUGGUUAUGGAAAGAUUAUCAGCAAAGCAAGAUUAGUAAGGUCAUGAUAUUCUUUAUAACUCACUGACUGCUGAUUGUCAAUUGAAUAUACAGGAACAAUACAAUAAGCUUCAGACUGAUUACAAGGCAUCACAAGAUCAACUUGCAGCAUCACAGCUGCAGCUGGAAUCUUUGAAUGCUGAGAAGGGUCUUGUAAUGGGCGCUCAAGAAGAUGCACAGAAAAAGCAACAAGAACUAACUGAAAAGUACUCAGCACUACAACAAGAGCAUCAAAGCUUGGUACAAGCAUUUGACACUGUCUCCAAGGUAUGUGACUGUGACAAUCUUUUGCAACAAGUUAUGUGAAAGUAAAAUGGUGAAGUCUGUUCUUGAGCUAAGUGGUCCAUCCAGACAGAGCCUAUCCUAGUUUCCAUGGCUUGAAGCAACUAGAUGGGAUGUCAUUCCUUUGUAAGGUUAUCCCCCCCUCCCCUAGCAUUUCAUCAGGCUUCCCUGAAAAGUUAUUUCUUUGGUGAUAGUACCCAGAAACUUUUCUGGUGAACAAAAAUUUUGUUGACUAAGAUGAUUGAUUUUUGUGAAGUGUCAUGAAUCAAAUGUUCUUUCCAACAACAGGAAAACUCCUCAAGAAAAGAAGAGGUGGAAGUUCUUAGUAAGGCAAAAGACAUCAGUGAAAAGGAGAAAUGUGACAUGGAAACAAAGCUGGAAGAAUUGAAAACUCAUUGUAACAACCUUCAGAAGGAUGUAAGUCUAUUAAAUGACAUUAAAUCCAGUACAAAGAAAGUACAAAUAAAGAAAGUGUAAACAUGUUUUAUGUUUUGCUGGGCUUGUUCAUGGAAGCAGCGAGGGAAACAUGAAGCAGAUUUAGGGCUUGCAAUAACUUUUUUCUUAGGCUGCUGCCGAUGGUGCAGUAGGCAGCUGUAACAUGGGGGCGGCAUUUAAACACAACAGUCAGUUUCCUGUCUUUAUGUUCAAAGUACUGAUAACAUCCCAAAUCAGCUAAAGUAGUUAAAAAUGCAUGAAGGGUUUUGUUGUUUUUUCAUUAAAAUUGGAAUAGCAAUGGUUGGAGCUUGGCAGCAAAGAAAAAAGAGCUGCUCCUAUUCCUUCUUAUUGAGUAUAUCUGUACGUAUUGUUUUCAUUGAAAACUUUGGAUCAAUAUCAGUAUCUGGGCAACUGUCCACUUACCCCUCCCCUAACCCAACAACAGUCAAUUGAUAACAAGUUAGGGUUAAUGUUGGGUUAGGGGAGGGGUAGGUGGGCAGUUGUCCAGCUAUUGAUAUUGAUCCAAAACUUUAACUCUUUGAUCACCAAGAUUUAAUUCUCCUUCAAGAUUUAAUUCUCCUUCAAGAUUUAAUUCUCCUUCUAACUGUAAGUUAUGACUUCAACCUGAUAAGUUUUGAGGAUUCUCAUUACCUCUAUGGUGCAUAAUGCAUUGAUGUUAUUGGGAGAAGUAACAUGUUAAUCACUUGUGGGAGUUAAAGGGUUAAGUUAGAUCUUGUGCUCUAAGUUAAAAGGCAUUCAUCAUUGUUUACAGGUUGAAGAGGCAAAGUCUUUGGCAAACAGCAAGGAAGAACAGUUGCAUUUGCUCAGUUCAUCGUCUUCAGAUGCAGAAGAAGUGAUAUUGAAAUUGAGGAAUCAAGUGUAAGUACUGAAUAAUGGCCUUUGGCUUGGUAAAUAACAAUUUAACAAGGUUAACUGCCUUGAACUUAGUGAGCUCUUCUGGUCAGUGGUCAUUGUCAGAAGUGCAAGCUCAAGUGGAAGUUUGGAAUGUGACUAUGGUUGGUAUCUUUGAGCUUUCAGCCAGUUUGGUGGUGUGCUCUCCUCACUAGUCUUUAGCGCAUUUUAGGGGUUUUUUCUAAGUGUCCCCCUACUCCUCCCUAUCAAUCUUCCACCCACUGAUUCAGCUUGGGUUGACAUGUGCCUAAUGGCUGGGUCACAGGAUUUUCCUGCCAUGGAGCAGUAUUUUAUUUCUGGGUUGGCUGGUCACCAUGAAGCUUCUGGAUACCCCAGGCACUAUCCAACAAAGUAGGGUAGCAGUUGACUUGUAACAGAUUUAUAAGCUGGCUCUGAAGUCACAAAUAAUAAUAUCGGAUAGUCAGUGCUAAUUUUGCAUUGACUGUACAAAGAAUUAGUUAUUUGUAGGAGACAUUUUUUUUUUUUUUUUAAAUAGUAUCUCUUUAUUGCGCCGUACUCUCCAAAGGGAGAUGUUAGUCUACUUACAAUAAAGUUCAAUAAUACAAUAUGAAUAACAUAAAACGAUAACUUUACCAUAUCCGAAUACAAUACGUUGAUUGAAAAGCUAUUACUGCUAAAUUACAUUUGUGCAUUGAGACUUUGAUACAUUAAAUGAGGAACUGUAGGAGACAUGGUGGCAUAAUAUAAUAUUUUCUGCCAUCUGAAUCGUUUUCAGGGAAGAAGCUCGUACACAGAGAGACCAAGUUACCAAGGAGAUUACUGUCCUGUCACAGGAGAACCAAUCACUUAAAGAAAGUGUUGAUGCCUUCAAGAAGGAUAAAGAAGAAGCAACCGUGGAAAAAGACAAGGUUGGCCACACUUUUGUGUUUUUCUUAUUUUUUUAUUCAAUUUUCGAUAGUUUUAAAUUUGAUUUCUCCUCCUACAGCUUAAGGCAGCAAUGAUGGAUGCAAGUAAUAAGAUUGAUGGCAUGAGUGUUGAAUUAGAAGAAGUCAAAAAACGGUGAGCACUACUUCAUACCCCAUAGUAAAUAGCAACUUGUCUUAAUGUAGAAAAACUGAAGCAAAUCUAGUCCUCAGGUUUUUUUCAGUCCUUUUUUUUUGUGGACCUAGCAGAGGUGAUAAAAUCUUUGCUGAAACAGGUCCUCUGUGAGAUUGACAAGAAUUAAUUAUCUCUGAACAUAAUGCUUUCUGAUAUCAGAAGGGGACAUUCUUGAGUUCACAAAUUACUUUCAUUAGCGGAAUGGUGUGUGUUGGGUUAUUUGGCCAGCUAAAGUGUGGUAAUGCAUUUGGAAGAUUCUUUAGUCGAGGUUAUUGCAUUGUGCUCUUCAAGUAAGAUGUUUAACACUCUCUGUGCCUCUCUCCUCACUCUGCAAACUGUUACGGAAACUUGGCGACAUGCUCAGAGUCGGGGGACAUCUGACGGACUAUCAUUCGAUCGGGGGGUGGGGGCUAGGAAGGAUAGUAACAUUCCUAAACGCUUCACACGACGGAAACCGGAAUGAAUUCUUGCAGUUGUAAGGGUCAGUCUUAUACGCAAUGGACUUUUCUUGCGGUUAUUUAUAUUUGUAAAUGAUGAUGAUUAUUAUUACUAAUUUGUUACAGGGAAACUCAUGCAAAAGUUGCUGCAGAUUCUGAAAGAGAAGAAUUGGAGAUUAAGUUACAAAAUGCGGAAUUACUAGCAAAGAAAAGAGAUGAUGAAGUCAAUAGUUACAGGAAAGAGGUGAGAGUUUCAACGCCUUUCGAUUGAGUGUUCUUUAACCAAAACCAAAAUAAUCACAGGAACCACUGAAUAGACCAUAAAAACAAUUUUCUUUGGUUUACUGGUGCAAUAAAUGAUAGGUUUUUGACCAAACAAGGUACUAGUUGUAUCUUAGUUGUUUUACUAAGUAGUGUAAUUAUUGUUAGUGUUAUAAGCGAUGAUAAGUCACGGAAAUUGAUAGUCAUGUAAAUCGUGUUAGUACUGUACGUUAAGUGAAGCUAAGUUAACAAUGUAAGAAAUGUUACUACUACUCAGGUGAAGAAUCGAAAGUAACUUUUGCAUUUGAAUUAAGCAUUUGUAGCGGUUAAAUUGAAAAAAAUUAUCAUUACCUUCUAGAAUGAAAUGCUAAAGAGUAGACUAGAGAGGAGUAUCAGUAAUCCUGCUCCUACGUCCAUUCAGUCUGUUAACGGUGAGUGAUAAACAUUGAAUGGUAACAUUCAUUUUUAAACUCUCUCACUCUUUAAAGAGGGAAUUUUUCGUGGGUUGAUGCUAUUGGAGAGGCGAAAGUCUCUAGCACAUGAGGGACACAUCAGUUUACGCUUUACAGGAGUAAUGGAUGUUCAGUAGAACCUUAGUGAACAUUUCUCAUUUUCCUUAAUAUUAUCAAGUCAUAAUUUCGUGGGUGGAUUAGUUUUAGAGGGGAAUUAUUUUAGUAGAAAAACGUGCUCCUGACCGUACAACAUUUUUAAUGAGUGAUACCUAUUUUACAUUUGAAAUUUCUUGACUCGACGUUGGUUAAACCAUGAAACCUUUUGGUUUGCAAGUCUUGAAACUUUAAUGCAUUUAGCAAAACAUAUACUUUUUCUCAUUUAGCUUCAGAUAUGGAGGCAGUGAUGAGCAAGCUUAGAGAAACAGAGGACUUGUUAGAAGCAGUGCAAACAGAAAAAGGAAACUCAGAGGCACAGGUAACUAACGUUCAGCACGAGUCUACAAUGAAAUCAAGUGUUCAAUGGAUAUUAGAACAGAAAGAGGUUGGAUCGAGGAACACUCAAUCUCGUUCCAGUCUCCACUCGCUUAAAGUUCACGCUCCAUAUCGAACGAAAACAGACUACUGACAAUCCAUAGCUUAUUUUCAACAGCUUUAUGAAGUUUUACAUGUAGUUAUAUCUAUUACUGCUUUCGAUUAGACGGAUUAUGUAUAAUAGCAGAGAAAAAGAUACCAACAGAAAAAUAACUUAGGUGUCUGUUCCUAUUGCUUAAAACGAUUCAAGAAGUUCACAAUGGUAAUUCUACUGAAUGGAAUGCGAUUUGGUCUGCGAACAUACGCGUGAUUUGAAAAUUGAAAGAGCGCGCGGCGCCAAUUUGAUUUGAAAUCACAAGUAUGAUUUCAGACCAAAGUUGCAUGUCACGAAGUUUAAUUACCACUUUACAUUCAUUUUGAAAUGUUAUUGGUUGUUGUGUUUUAUUAAAGCUUUGUCAUUGGCUGGAAAAGAGAUGCGAUUUAGAGCGAAAAAUGGUGCGAUUCGUGAAUAAAUCACACCAAUGAGAGCCACUCAGAUUGAAGGGACUACCAGUGAUUCUAAAAUGAAUGUAAUAGAGAUUUAUGAGGCCAUUCUUUUUUUUUCUUUUUUUUCUUUUUUUUUUUAACCAAAAUUUGUGGAAAAUCAAUCAAAUCCCUGGUCAAAAACGUUAAAGUGACAUUGAGAGGUUUACGAAUUUUUUUUUAUUAAAACAAACCAUCUAUUUAGAAUGAACAUUGGUGUAAGUAAUGGCUGGUCUUAACUUCUUUACCCAUGUGGUGAUUUUCCACUCCGUCAAAGGUUUUUUAUAAGUUUCGUGUCCAAUGAUGGAAACAGAAAAAAAUGAUAAUCCCUUCUACUAUUUGGGAGUAAUUUCUUGGUGUCUUUCUUACAGGUUGACUUCUUGAAUUCCGUGAUUGUGGAUUUGCAGGUAAGAUUUGCUUCCUAAUGACAGGCUCUGAAAACAAAUUUGAGUCGAUUUUUAUCAAAGGAAAAGGGAGACAUUUACAUAAAGGUGAUGAUAUUUGAGUAAAGUUGUUAAUGGAGUUCUGUCCAUUUUUUUUUAUGCAUUCAGAGGAAAAAUGAAGAAGCGGGAAAGAAAAUUGAGCUGUUUAUGAUGGGAAAUGUUCCAGACACAAAUGGCACCCUUAAUUUGUAAGUUAUAAUGACUGUUUAUUCAACCACUGCAUCUGUCAGAAAAUAACUAUAUAAUCAGAACCAAGUAUGUAUUACUUUUGACUUAAUUUCUGUGCGAUAUCUGUAAAAGAAUUCAACAGGAAGGGGUUCAGAAUAAGAAACUUAUCAGUUGGAGAAUGUAAAACCAUUUUCUCUAGACUAAUUUUCAAGGAAAUGUAUAGAGGCUAGUUGGGAGAAUAACGUAUCAGAUCUCGGGAGCGUAGGGGUAAGAAGUCUUAGAAGAAGCUAUUCACGUCUGGACUUUGAUUUUGUGUAGAUCUGACGAUGAUGAGCCAGUGAGACCGGGAAUAAGACAGCGCUUGUUCUGCGAUAUUUGUGACGUUUUCGAUCAGCAUGAUACGGAUGACUGCCCUCUGCAGUCUUCAGAUGCACCGGACAACCUGGGAACCCAGCACCAUGGAAACAGAAAUGAGGAAAGACCUUACUGUGACAUAUGUGAAGGUAGGAGCAUCUGGUGUUGUCUUGACUGGGCGGCAAUUGCCCAAAGUGCAAGACUGAGUAGAAUUUCAUCGAAACCUGUCAUGAAGUGCGUUAGGCAGCUUACGCUGAUUGGUUAAUUGCGGACGGAUUGUUGAAUGAUUGGUUGGGAUAACCGAGAUACUACGAGCGCCCUGAUUUGUAAAAAACCUCUCGUUUAUUUAACGGCCUCUGGCUCGUGAUUUACAAACGUUUCUGGUGUUCAAUACCCCGCGUGGGUUAUUCCGCCGGUAAACUGAUGGGAAGUGCGGGCUCUUGCUUAAAUGAUUUAGUACUAGUUUGUCGAGUUACCAUGAGAAGACAUGUGUAUUACCUCAUUAUUUUUACGUGACGCAUUUGGAGGUGCAGUUUACAAUACCUGUAAGGUGAAUGAGAACCUACUUCUCCACUCCAAAACGAAAAACCUGCGUGACUCCUUCCAUAAAUUUGACUAGCAGUUGGUAAUUUUUUUGGGUCAAAGUGGCUUCAAGUUAUGAACUAAAUGUGAAAGUUACUUGUAAUUUUAGCUGAAAACUAAUCAAUUCUACUGUGAACAUCCCAUGUAGUUUUUGGACACUGGACUCGAGAUUGCGACGAUGAAGAGGUUAGUUUUACUCGUUUUUUUUUUCUUCUAUUGCCCUUA
Messenger RNA from Pocillopora meandrina, 21696 nucleotides. The record is from the annotation of a GenBank genome assembly. NCBI's taxonomy places the organism in Eukaryota, Metazoa, Cnidaria, Anthozoa, Scleractinia, Pocilloporidae.